AAUCAUUCAUUAUCUUUUUUCUUUCAGCAAGUUACCUAUAAACUAAUUAAAAGAGCCAUAUUUAGUUUAUGGAUAGUGGUGCUGAUAUUGGAUUGCUUACCCUUCGUUGGUUUUGGGGUUUACUACGAAAAAUCCGAAUGCACCAGAUAUAAAAAUGCUACCAAGGCUAAAGACAUUGCUUACGCCUAUGUGAUUUUCGUAUUUGGAAUGUUUUUAUGUGUGGUGAUCGUCUGUUGUAAUUUAGCAGUCGUAAGGGUCCUUUGCAGAAUGGGCAAGAAGAAUCUCGAGAGAUUAGGAAGAACUGCCAUGAGAAAGGAUAGCAACGAGUUAAGUUUUAAUCACACAACACCCGAAGAAGUGUCCUUUGCUAAAUUGAUGAUCAUGAUCUGCGUGUUUUUUGUUAUAUGUUGGGUGCCACAGUUGAUAACCAUUAUCAUAGCGCAGAUGAAACCAAACACCAAAAUUAAUUUAUUCUAUAAGAUAGCGGAUGGUUGCAUUGCCUUAAACUUCACAUUGGAUCCUAUUGUUUACGUUCUAUCAAGAAAGCCUCAUCGAAAGGGGUUGAGGAAGUUACUCAAACCGAUUUGUCAUCUUUGUUGGCCACAAACUAACCGAAAUUCUUCGAUUCGUUCUAAUACUCAAGAACUAAGCAAAUCUACGAAAGAAGUUAAUCAAAAUAGUCUGGAUAGUAAUCCACUUAACGAAUGUAUUGCUUUGGGUGAGUUAGCGAGACAGAAGAAAGAAUUAGAAGUGAAGAAUGACCUCUCCAACAUCAACAAACUUCAAAUUUAAACGUCACAAAUAUAUUCUUCUUCUGUUUUUAUACUAAAAAACACCAUAAAAUUCAAUAAUCCAAUAUAAAAUUCCUUGAUUUUCUUGUCGUUCCUUCCGCAUCACUAAUUAGAAACGUGCAAAAUUAGAUAUAUAAAUAGUAUUGUUGUACAUAUACUGUACAUUGUACUGUACUGUACGUGUAUUUAGAACGCUCUCGUGAUCUAACAAGUUGUUAAAUUUGAAAUUUUACUUGAAAAUAUUAAAUUAUUUAUGCUAAAAUUUUAACUAUUUUCUAGUCGUUUGCUAGAUCUACUUAUAUAAAUAUAUGUAUACAUAUAUAUA
Messenger RNA from Centruroides sculpturatus (bark scorpion), 1116 nucleotides. RefSeq lists its product as uncharacterized. Gene Ontology annotation, cellular component: plasma membrane. The transcript is spliced from 3 exons. The record is from RefSeq and is a predicted model, not a curated record. The annotation marks the transcript as partial. Gene Ontology annotation, molecular function: G protein-coupled receptor activity. NCBI's taxonomy places the organism in Eukaryota, Metazoa, Arthropoda, Arachnida, Scorpiones, Buthidae. Gene Ontology annotation, biological process: positive regulation of cytosolic calcium ion concentration; adenylate cyclase-activating G protein-coupled receptor signaling pathway; inflammatory response.